CGUCAGUUUCCGCGGGAAAUGUCGAGUUAGUGGAGCGUGUCUGUGCUUGCGGCGAGCUUACGGGAUUUGCACUGGGAUGAUAACAGAUAUAAGUAGAGCAGCCGCGAUGCGUGCCCCGAGUGUGUAGUGUGUAGUGUCGAGUGAGUGACAGUAGUGUAGUGACAAUGAUUGGGACACUGGUGGUGCUGCUGAGUGUGGCGGUCGGCCUGGCUGCAGGUUGCAACUUCUACCCGGCUGGCGAGUACCUGAAGUUCGUGCGCAUCCCGGAGAACCUGCGCGUCGGCGAGGAGGUGCUGCAGGUCGAGGUGCACCCCAGGGGCAGUCUCUCCCUACAACCAGUAGACAGUGAGGAGGACGCGGCGCUGUUCACGUACCGCGACGUGAACAGCACGCACGUGGCGGUGGUGCUCGCCGCCAGCGUCGACUCCCUGGUAGACGGGGACUCGCCGCAGAAUGUGCUGAAGUUCCGCCUGCAUUGUGACUCCGAGGCGGGGGAUGAGCAGGUGUCGGCGUACCUAUCGGUGACUGUGUACGUGGAGGAUGUCAACGACAACGCGCCGCAGUUCGUCGAUACGCCGUACCGAGUCGCUGUUGAUGAGCUCACACCCACAGGUCUAACGAUCUUCAAGGGUAUCCGCGCGGUGGACCGGGACAAGCCGAACACCCCCAACUCGGACGUCCAGUACAGCAUCAGCGCGGGCAACGACGGCCGCUUCGCGCUGGAGAGCUCGCACAAGCCCGCGCUCCUGCUCGCCAAGCCGCUCGACUAUGACAGCGGGGAUAAAGAGUUCUUCCUCACUGUCACUGCUUCGGACCGCGGCUCGCCACCGCGCAGCACCAACAUAACCGUCCACAUCAUGGUGCAGGACAACGACGACCUGCCGCCCAAGUUCACGCGCGACGUCUACCGCACCAGGAUACCGGAGUUCUACCCGCUCGUGGGCAAGAGAAUCCACCAGGAGCUGAUAUUCGAGCAGCCGAUCCGCGCGUUCGACCAGGACGCGGGCGUGGCGGCGCCGGUACGCUACGAGCUGAUCUCCGGCAACGAGCGCCGUCUGUUCCUGCUCAGCGCGCUCAACGCCAGCCUGUUCCUGGAGAAGGAGAUAGACCUGGACGCGGAGCCGACACUGCCAGGAAACUCCUACGUGCUACAAGUCCAAGCAUCGCAGGUAGAUAACCCACUGAAAACAGCACUCGCUCGAAUUGAAGUCGAGGUGAUGGAUCUGAAUGAUAACUUACCCGAAUUCGAAGUGGACUUCUACAACAUUAGCAUCGUAGAGAAUUUGCCCAAUGGUUUCAGUGUGCUGCAAGUGAUGGCAACAGAUAAGGAUCAAGGUGAAAAUGGCGAAUUCACCUACCAGUUAAGCGACUCCAAGGGCGCCUUCUCCAUCGAUCCUAGAACUGGCUGGCUUACAGUUAGGAAUCAGUCGGAGUUAGACAGAGAACAACAUUCGUCUCUGCGUAUGAAGGUUUUUGCGAAUGAAAAGAAACCGAGUGUAGUUGGAACAUUUUUAGACAAGCAACGAUUAUCAAAACUACGGCGAAAUCCCACGUCUAAUUUGCAGAAUAUGAAAGACAAAACAACUUACGUUUUUCCUGAUAAGAUCGGAUCUAAUAGAGAAAAUAUCGAAUAUUUUGAAGACAUUAAUCAAUUAAUGUCUUUUGUAACUGUUGAAGUAACGUUGCUAGAUGCUAACGAUAAUAAUCCAAUAUUCGUUCCUAGCAAUUUGUAUGAAUUUGCCGUAAAAUCAAACGCAAAAGUUGGAACUGAAAUCGGAAAAGUCAAAGCUGUUGACCCAGACCUAGGAAGGAAUGGUCUUGUUUUGUACGAUCUACAAAGAACGUCCAAUUUAACAAUAACAUCUCCUUUUCAAGUUGACGUAAAAACUGGAGUCAUAACGUUAGCAGAAUCCCCGGUAAUUGAAGGAAGACAUGCAUUGUUUAUAGAAGCUUCAGAUCAGCCGACGAACCCAAGCGAACGCAGAUAUUCUCUAGCUGUUGUUACUAUCGAUGUGUUUGGUUCAAAAGGUUCCAGGUCAGACAGACCUGACUUUAUAGGUGCGCCGUACGAAUUCUGGGUUGGAUCCAAUGUUGGUAUCGGCACUAGCGUAGGACAAAUAAAAGUAAAUGAUGCAAUGGAAAAAACGGAUGUUACUUACGAUUUAUUACACGGCUAUGAAGAGGGAGUCCCAUUCGCUGUUGAAGAGAGAUCUGGUGUGAUCACUGUAAUAGAUUCCUUGGAUAAAUUUGAACGACCACUUUAUGAUUUUGAAGCAGUUGCUAUACAAGAGAAACACAAUGUAACAUUAACAACAAAUGCAACUGUACACGUUGUCGACGUAAAUGAUGAAAGAGGAAUUUUCUUGAAAGGAAAACACGCACCUUUGGUGUUCCACGUAAAGGAAAAUGUAGCUGGUGCUACAAUUGGCCAAAUAUUCAACUUGAGUAUGAGUUCUGUGUCUGUCAAUAAUUCCCGCAAUUUUCGAUUUAUUAUUGCAAAUCAACAAGACGUAUCUGAUGAAAUUGCAAUAGGACAAGAUGGGACCAUAUUUGCUCAAAAACCAUUGGAUAGAGAACGCAAGUCAACUUAUCAUAUAACCGUGAUUGCUGAAUUUAAUAAAGGAGUAAUAUCAGGAGCGGGUCUUUAUCAAAUUACAAUUCACGUCGACGAUGACAACGAUAACGCUCCAAUAUUUGAAUUUCCGCUCUAUGAAGGUGUUAUAAAUGAAAAUGCACCUAAAGGAACAGAAGUUAAAAUGAAUAACAGAAUCACAGCCAAAGAUGCGGACGUUAAUGAAAAUGCCAUUUUUACAUACAAUUUACUCGGCGAUGGUAAUGAACUAUUCGACGUUGAAGAAGAGACAGGAAUUGUUUCUUUCGUAGGAAGUUCUUUAGAUCGCGAAGAAAAAGAUUCCUAUUCAUUAAGAAUUGUGGCUCGUGAUAAUGGAAACCUGAAAUCAGAAGCAAAGCUUUUAAUAAACAUUUUAGACGUAAAUGAUAACGCUCCCAAGUUUCAUGAAAUAAUUAUACCUUUAGGUGAAAAUAUUGAUUUCUCAGAAAAUUACGAAAAAAGUUCCAUUAAUGUUUACCGGGAAACUAUUAGUAAUUCUUCAGGAAAACUAAUAAAAUUAAAGGCUAAACCUAAGAACAAAUUUUCUGUGACAGCAGAUUCCCCUUUGUUUACUAUCCCAGAAAACAUAGCAAUUGGGACUGCAGUUUUAAAGUUAGGUGCAGUAGAUUUAGAUGUUGGUGUAAACGGUCAACUUAGAUACGAAUUUGUGUCAGAAAUAUUUACACCGCCGUAUGCUCUUCCUGCUAAUGCCCUACAAGUAAAAAGAUAUUUUGUAAUCAACGAAAAAUAUGGUCAAAUAAUAGCAGCCCGAACCUUGCCACCUGAAUCAGAAUUCCGCCUUAAUAUUUCAGUAGUAGAUGGUGGAAAUCUUAGUGAUCAUAUAGUUCUUAGAAUAUUUAUUAAAGACAUUAAUGACCAUUUUCCCAUGUUUAAAAAAUCAUGGUACAGUUUUAACGUUGAAGAAGCUCAAUAUAAUAGAAGAGUUCUAGGUAAAGUAGAUGCCACUGAUGCAGAUUUUGGUCAAAAUGCUAAUUUGACUUAUCAUAUCCAAUCAUCAGGCAAAGAUUUCCCAUUUGAAAUAGCUCCACUAAGUGGAGUUUUUAGUGUCAACGGAGUGCUCGACAGAGAGAAGGAAGACAAAUAUAUUUUAACAGUGGUAGCUAAAGAUAAUGGGCAUGAUAAAAAGCUAUCAUCUUCAGUUAGUGUAGAAGUCGAGGUGUUGGACGUCAAUGACAACACACCAAAAUUUUUUGCAUACGAUGAAGUGCUUGAAUGGAAACAUCCAGAAGCAGAUGAAUUACCAAAUCAUAAUUUUGAAUCGGUAAUGAUGAUUCCCAUAUACAAAGCUGCUUUAGAUGAAAAUGCACCUAUUGGAACAACAGUUACAAGAGUUUACGCAAAUGAUUCUGAUUUCAUUGGAAACGGCAAUGGUUUAAUAUUGUAUAGUUUACCACAAAGAAAAAAUCAGCCUAAUUUAUUUAACAUUGACUCUAAAGAAGGUAUAUUAACGACGACUGGGAGACUUGACUACGAAAGUCAAAAAAUACAUAACAUAACGGUCGUGGCUUCCGAUUUGGGGUCACCUAGCUUGAGCUCAACUGCUAUUGUAAUGUUAACUGUAAAAGAUGUUCCAGAUGAAAUAGAGGUGUAUGAUAAGCCAGUUUUUAUAUCGCGGUACUAUGAAUUGGAAAUCGAUGAAAACGUUCACACACCUGUAGAACUUCUCACCCUUAACCUGACUGAGUAUUACGAAAAUAAUAAAAUGAGGUAUUUCAUCCUAAAUGAAAACGACACAGAUGUUAAAAGAACUUUUGUUAUAGACCCCAGAAAUGGUACCUUAUACUUAAUCAGAAGUCCUGACCGUGAAGCAAAAGAUAUGUAUGAAAUUAUAGUCAGAGCGGAAAGACAAAAAGUAAGCAGGGAACUGCCACACAUGAUUUACCCAGUAUCAGAUGAAGUUCUCGAAGGAAUGACAAAGUUCGACGUUAAAAUCGUAGUAAGAAUAAAGGACGUUAAUGAUAAUGCUCCUAAAUUUAUAAACGGCGGGCGUCCCAUGGUAACGGCUAUCCCUACUACAGCUUCAUAUGGCUACGAAGUAAUUCAGCUGCAGGCUGUCGACGCUGACGUGGGAAUUAACGCGGACAUUCGGUAUCAAGUGAUCAACACCGAGAGUUCGAGAUUCACUGUAGAUGCAGUGACCGGUCGAGUACGGGCAUCGGGUACAUUUUUGAGGGAUGCCGGUCGCGUUAUUGGCUUUGAUGUAAAAGCAGCAGACCGCCGGGGCGCUGACGAUGGCCGUUCAGCCAUUGCAAAUGUUUUUGUGUAUAUCCUAGAUGAAAACAAACAACUAGUUAUUGUACUCGGAGCGAAACCGACGGAAGUCGAAAAGGAAUUGGAUAACAUAACUCGAUAUCUGUCCAAUGCUACUGGAUUCGAUAUUCGCGUUAGACGAAUAGAAUCCAGUUCCAAAUCAACUAUGGAUGGAUAUGCGACCGACUUGUACAUUUAUGCAGUUGACCAAAUAUCUAAUGCAAUUAUCGAUAUGGAGACUUUACAAAAGUCACUAACGAAACGUGAGCUGUCCUUGCGCCAAGAUUUGGUUGGAUUUAAGGUUUUGGAAGUCGGCGACACUGCUAUGGUACAGGCGCGCAGCGGCCAAUCUUUGAGUACUAUAGAAAUAAGCAUUGUUGCUCUUGGAUGUCUCGUUUUCGUUGGAGCUUGUACCACAGCAAUAUGUAUACUAUGUGUUCGGAAAACCAGAAGACAUCGUCACAAACCAUUUUCCCAACAACGUCUUAACGCUUUCUCCACUGAGCACCUUACUAAAUAUGGAGGUCUCUUUCCGUCGGGAAGCAACCAGUGCCAGGAACUGAAUCAGUCCUACAGCGAGGCGGACUCGUACAUAGACGUCAUUAACUCGAGCACGUUGAAAAACACCUGCCCCCAUGGGAAUACAAUCGAGGAAUUCGGAAAAGCGCAUCAGAAAUGCAUAAAGAGUCAAUUCGCUGACAUAAACGCCUCGGAGAAACACGAGAGAAUGUGUAUAAAGUUCAACCAGCGACCUCUGCAAAAAAGGAGGGGUCAAGACACAUCAAUAACGUCCGUGAAUUCCAGUGGACAGGACUCGGGCAUCGCCGAGGCCGCUCGCUGCGCCUGCGGACAGUCCAGCGCUCAUACCUCGGAGGAGAGUAGCGGGUGCAGCUACGAAGAUUCACUAAAAUCGAAGAAAAAGAAACGUGCGGAACAGGAGCAGAAGUUUAUCAGAAGGGCGUCGUUCAACAACCAGCCCUUCACGAACAGAAGGUACAGUCACCGCCGGCAAUCCUUCUCCGAGAAUAUCCAGCGACACUUUCCCUCGUUCGAGAGGAUCGGGUCCGGGGGCAGGCUGGCCAAGCACAUCUCGACACCCAACGUGUCGCAAUCCUACUUCCUGAACGGGAAGAACUACAGAAGGAAGGAAAUGAACGAGCCGACCGUAGAUUACGAUCACAGCGAGGUGGAGGACGCGUUCGACACGAGGUUGGACCGGCGCCUGAGCUCGAAACACCGGAAGAGGGGCAGCUUCGUUGAGAUAUCGGGACAGCCGACGGUAUUCGUGGCGACACCGGCCGCCGCGGAGAUGAUGCGGCGGCAGGGGAGCGACAGGCUACUGUUCGCCAGACCGUUAUAGCAGUAGAAUCUACUGAUGCCAUGUCACGUAAUACUUAAGAUCCGAGGGUCGAGCUCGAUUUUUUGCAAGUUUAUUAAAAAAUACAUAUGGUGUUAGCUGUAGAGAUUCGACUGAGACGUUGGUUGUUUACUGAGGACUCUGUUGGUGAUAAUGUUGCGACGGUAGCUUUACUACGCCAAAGACUCUGAUCUUCGGCAAUCGAGGUGUUAUAUCUGACGAUGUUGUUUAUCCUCUCCAGUACCUCUUACUUCCUGUGUAAAUAUAUCUAAUAUUAUCUAGCAUAAAUUUUACGUGUGAAAUGGGCAAGAGCGUUAGAUUAGAUGAUAGAGAAAGGUGAGUAUGUUUCAGUUGAAUGAUUUAGAAAAUGUGUAAAUAUAGCAUAACAAAUUAUGAUGGUUCGAGUUUUGUAAAUUGUUAUAAUAGAAUGUCUCCAUCAGAUUAAGUUGCAAACUUUAAUAUAAUGUGAUUAUUUCUACAAAGAUAAUGUAAAUAGAAUUAACGGUGUAGUUGUAAAUUUUCCACUUUCGAACCUAAUAAUACUCUGUUAGGGUCUAGUUUCGAGUGCCAUCUGGAAGUCUUCUGGAAUUCGUUUACCACCUCUUGUUAUUGUGUAUCAUAUUUAGAUGUUAUUUUUAAUUUAAUACAAAUUAUUUUGAUAGA
Messenger RNA from Aricia agestis (brown argus), 6902 nucleotides. It is a transcript of the gene Cad89D, whose product is annotated as cadherin-89D. Gene Ontology annotation, molecular function: calcium ion binding. The transcript is spliced from 22 exons. NCBI's taxonomy places the organism in Eukaryota, Metazoa, Arthropoda, Insecta, Lepidoptera, Lycaenidae. The record is from RefSeq and is a predicted model, not a curated record. Gene Ontology annotation, cellular component: plasma membrane. Bases 165 to 6242 code for a protein of 2025 amino acids. Gene Ontology annotation, biological process: homophilic cell-cell adhesion.